Molecule: messenger RNA, 3226 nt
Organism: Gadus morhua (Atlantic cod)
Lineage: Eukaryota; Metazoa; Chordata; Actinopteri; Gadiformes; Gadidae
Exons: 5
Coding region: 508-2592 (694 amino acids)
Molecular function (GO): protein dimerization activity
Source: RefSeq, a predicted model, not a curated record
CUCCCCUAAGCAGCUGUUCGGCUGCGAUGGACCAGAGCCGAACAUGGCCGGGAACUGUCGAAACGAUAGGAAGCCAAACUCCCGUUUAUUGUGUGUGUAGCCUACUUCCUGGUCCAAUUAUUACAGAUAGUCUGUUCCGUCCGCCUCCAUGAAGCCCAUCACCGCUCAGCCUCCGUCUCGGAUGCGUCCGAUUGUGCGAGAGACGCGAUGAUCCGAGACGUGGAAUGCAGCCAACGUUGUUUUUCAUCAAUGUUUUGUCAUUGUCUGCAGGAGCUAGGGCCAUUCCGUCCGAUAGUAGGCACGAAUGCGACGCAACUCCUGCUUGGAAUUACAUUUUCUUUUGUGCACCCAACGGGCUGUUAAUUUUUUUUUGAUGUGCGAUUAAUGGGAGAGGAAAACGGGUCGCCUUUAGCUCUGGGUUAGAGACUCGUAUUUGCAGAGUCUGGAUUCUCCAUGCGAUCAAGUUAUCUUUUUUUUUUUACCCGUGACCACUAAGAUAACGCUCCAAUGGCGUCAGUGUCAAAGGUAUCAAUUUUGGAUUACUUUAAUAUAGUCUUCGAAGGCGAAAAUGGCAAGAUCGAGUCCAACUGCAAGGCUUGUGGCACGAGAAUUCAGGCGAAGCGAAGUGUCACGUCCAACUUCGUAACGCAUCUCAAGCGCAAGCACCAGGCUAUGUAUGAUGAGUUUGUCAAAAGGAAAGACAUGAAGAGGGAGGCUUACUCCUCUGGGUCGCUGCACAGCUUCAAUGCCAACGGUGGGACCCCUCGCUACAGCCACCCUGCCAGCACUGGAGGAGGCGGAGCGCCGAUAGUCGGAGGAGUAGGGACCUUAGAGGGAGCAGGUGGAGGGGGAGGUGGAGGGGUGUCCAAGUUCGACAGACAUGAUCCACGCCAGGUGCUCAUCUCGGAGGCCAUCGCUAAGAUGAUGGUGCGUGACCUGCAGCCAGCGUACACGGUGGAGAACCCGGGUUUCAGGGAGCUCCUGCAGCUGCUGGAGCCGCGCUACACCCCUGAGCCCCGGCAGUACUUCCAGAACCAGCUGCUGCCUGCCUACGCCUACCAGGCCCAGCUGGCCACGCGACAAGCCCUGGCCUCGGCGCUGGCCCUGAGCCUGAGCCUGGACCUCUGGAGCAGCCUCUCUGGUGGGAAGUCAGGGUACCUGGGGGUCACCUGCCACUUCCUCACCUGUGAAUGGCAGAUGCGAUCAGCCCUUCUGGCGUGCCUUCCCCUCGGCAGGACGGGGUCUGGGGGCGGUCACGUGCUGGCUGAAUUCGAGGAGGUGUGUCACGCGCACGGGGUGUCCGGUAAGGCGUUCCGCGUGGUGGCCGAACCCUUUCCCGCCCUAACGCCCCCAGCCAGGACCUCCUGCCUUCCCGGGUUUAACAUCGCCGGCGGCGGCAUCGGCGGGCUGGAGCAGGAGGCGGACGACGCGGCGCCCGGCGGUGGCGACGACGACCCGGGGGAGUCGGGCGGCAGGAACGGGCACGGCGAGGGACGGGAGGACGGGGAGGGGGAGCAGGGCCUGGGGGCGUCCCGGGUGGACUGCUUCUCCGACUCGCUGGACCGCUGCGUGGGGGAGGGGCUGCACUCCUGCCCCCAGCUGCGCUCCGCCCUGGCCAAGGCCGCCUGCUUCUACAACUACAUCACCUCCGCCGUGCCGCCGGAGAAACUCAGGCAGGUGCUGGACGGGCCAGGGGGCGUGUCCGGGAAACCGGGCAGCUUCCUGCCCGAUAUCAAGGACUGGGCGUCUCAGCUUAAGGUCCUCCGUCAGCUGCUGGACUCGGUGGAGUUCCUGGAGGAGCUGAGCGGGCGCGGGGAGCUGGCGCUGUGCGACGAGGAGAGGGCCCAGCUGAGGGAGCUCAUCGACACGUUGGAGCCCUUCACCGAGGCCUGGGACAUGAUCCACUGGGACAGGCCGACGGACCGACACGUCUCCAUCAGCCUGGCCCUGCCCUGCGUCCUGGGCCUGCGCAAGCACCUCUCCGAGACCUCCACCCCCCACUGCCCCUCUCUCCUGGCGGGCUUGGCGCAGGCCGUGGAGCGGCGCCUCGCCCCCAUCCUGGAGGAUCCCCUCUACAUCAGCGUCACCACGCUGGACCCCCAGUUCAAGCUCACCUGGAGCAGCAACCCGGACUGGCACAGGCAGGUCCUCCUGGAGGAGCUGAGCAAGCAUGCCCCGCCCUCCCUGUCCGUCCACCCCCCCGCCGCCACGGAGAUCCACUCCCAGGCGCCCAGGUCCUCCCCGGCUUCGUCGCCCAUCUCCUCGCUGUCGCGGCCGUGCAAGCUGUUCUCCUUCAUCAAGCAGAGACCCACCAUGCAGGCCAAGAGCCUGGAGCAGGAGCUGGCGGGCUACCUGCGCGAGGAGCCCACCGACGAGGACCCCUUGCACUACUGGAGACGGAAGGCCAUCGACUUUCCCCUGUUGGCCCAAGUGGCCAAGAGGACCUUCACCAUACCGGCCAGUAGCACUGUAGUGUCCAGCAUUUUCACCACUGCCAGGCAAAAUCUACAGCUGGAGAGGGGUUGUGUGCUACCGAAACACUUGGAGACGCUCAUCUACCUCAAAGCAAAUUACAGAUUGUUAUGGACUUAGACUUGCACUGUGUGACACUAUUUUCUCGUGUUGCGAACCUGAACCUACUCUGAGGAUACUAACUGGUUUUCCACUGCACUUGGGACAUCCAACAUACACUAGGACAAUGCCACAAUACUCAGUUAUCUAUAUAUCAGUGGAUUGAAGCAAACAGUGAGCAUGGACGCAUCUGUUUCCAUUGUUGAGUGAGGUCAUCCAUAGGCUUUGUUAAACAGGUAUGCUGUUGUCUGGUCUUUUGACUAUGUAGCCUGCAUAUCGACUAUACCCCACUACAUGCUGCGGAUGAAGGAGACAAGACAUUAAUCAAUAGUAAAGCAUUUACUUUGACAUCAGCGACUGAACACAGUCUCCAGAUACAAACACAAGCCUGCUAAUACCCCUCUGUCACCCUCUCCUUCACAAACAAAGCUUGAGCCUGUAUGCCAUACAGAGAAUGCAGAUAAUAACGAAACGGUCGUUUCGAUGCAUAUAAUGCAGUUUAUCUACAUCAGAGCCUCGGAGCCCUCCAGGGUGACUGGUGGCUUUGAGGGAUGGAAGAUGUCCAACAAUAGCCAUCAUGACAUCAGGCCCACCCUCUCUCUGUGUAUCUGCUUUACCUUCCAAGGACAUCGUAAUAAAUCCCUUUUAAAUGCUA